This is a messenger RNA of Chrysemys picta bellii (western painted turtle), 246 nucleotides long. The record is from RefSeq and is a predicted model, not a curated record. NCBI's taxonomy places the organism in Eukaryota, Metazoa, Chordata, Testudines, Emydidae.
UCGGGCGAGAAGCGGGAACAGGCCGAGCGGCUGCUGGGCUUCCAGAACCGCCGGGGGGGCCGCAUCCUCCUGCAAGCCAUCCAGAAACCGGAGCAGGACGAGUGGGGGAACGGGGCGGCCGCCAUGGACUUCGCCCUGAAGCUGGAGAAAACCGUCAACCAGGCGCUGCUGGACCUGCACAAGGUGGCCAUGAGCCACGCGGACCCCCACAUGUGCGAUUUCCUGGAGACCCACUACCUGGACGAG